Alternaria arbusti is the source of this 549-nucleotide messenger RNA. RefSeq lists its product as uncharacterized. Bases 1 to 549 code for a protein of 182 amino acids. The record is from RefSeq and is a predicted model, not a curated record. The transcript has 2 exons. NCBI's taxonomy places the organism in Eukaryota, Fungi, Ascomycota, Dothideomycetes, Pleosporales, Pleosporaceae.
AUGGCGCCACAAGCUGUCACCACACGACAGUCUGUAUCCUCAGGGCUUCGAACAUUGUCCCUAGCUUCCGGAUCAGCGCUGCCUUCCAGUCUGGCCACCGCCGUCAGUGUUGAGCCGCAGCACGGCUUGACCCCUCUCGCAAGAACACUGUUCAUUCUGUUCGGUGUACUGGGCUUCGUCACGAUCCUCCUCGCCAUCGGUGUAACCCUGAUAAUGCGAUCGAACAGAAGGCGCGCACAAGCAGCCCGAAAACAAGCCGCUGGAAGCCCCAUCAAAGACAUCGAAGAAUGCGAUGGCUACGGAAACAUAACCCGCGUAUCCGCCAACAGCUCAAUCAAAAAUUUCCUAACCGAGCCCGAAAAAGCCAUCGUAAACCGCGCCGCUACGCCAGACGGAGAACCAGACGUAAGCACCCUUCACCCCCAAACCCAAUACAACGACGCUAACGGUAUUCUUCAGGCAAGCACAAGACCCACCAACGCCCUCACCGAAGCCAUCAACUCCUUCAUAACCAAAUCGCGUCGCCUGACGUACAAAAUAUCGCCCUGA